CAUGUUUGAGCCAAGUUUAUGUCUUCUUAAUGAUGAUUCUGGCUUCUGUGUAAGCUCAAUUAAAAAAUAAUGCUGUUUGCUGGUUUUACAUGUGCAAAAAAGACAGUAAUGCAGAACUGGUUUACACCACACAUGUGUGGGAAAACGUACUGGAUCCAUAGUCUUCUUAAAAUAUUGGCUUAAAAAAGAGCUCUCAUUAUGAAGUAUAUUUCUCCUCAGGUGCUGUCUCUGGGUGCAGAUGUCCUUCCUGAGUAUAAGCUCCAGGCUCCCCGAAUCCACAAAUGGACGAUUUUACACUAUAGUCCCUUCAAAGCAGUCUGGGACUGGGUCAUCUUACUGCUGGUCAUCUAUACGGCGAUCUUUACACCUUAUUCGGCUGCGUUCCUGCUCAGCGAUGAGGAAGAGGCCGCCAUGCAGCGCUGCGGCUACUCUUGCAGCCCACUUAAUGUGGUAGACCUCAUUGUGGAUAUCAUGUUCGUAGUGGACAUUGUGAUUAACUUUCGCACAACCUACGUGAACAGCAAUGAUGAAGUGGUCAGUCAUCCCGGCCGAAUAGCCAUCCACUAUUUUAAAGGCUGGUUCCUCAUAGACAUGGUGGCUGCCAUUCCUUUCGACUUGCUCAUUUAUCGCUCUGUGGAAGAUACGACGACUCUGAUUGGUCUGUUGAAGACUGCUCGGCUGCUGCGAUUAGUGCGUGUUGCGCGUAAACUUGAUCGCUACUCCGAGUAUGGAGCCGCGGUGCUCUUUCUCCUCAUGUGCACCUUUGCAUUAAUUGCUCACUGGCUGGCCUGCAUCUGGUAUGCUAUUGGGAAUGUGGAGAGGAACGGCCCGUCUCGGAUCGGUUGGCUUGAUUCUUUGGGUGAACAGCUGGGCAAGCCAUAUAAUAAGACAAAUCCUGCAUCAGGACCCUCUAUUAAAGAUAAAUACGUCACUGCCCUCUACUUCACCUUCAGCAGCCUCACCAGCGUGGGAUUUGGAAACAUUUCCCCAAACACCAACUCUGAGAAGAUCUUCUCCAUCUGUGUCAUGCUUAUUGGAGCGCUGAUGUAUGCUAGCAUAUUUGGAAAUGUGUCAGCCAUCAUCCAGAGGCUGUACUCUGGCACCGCACGUUACCACACUCAGAUGCUGCGGGUUCGGGAGUUCAUCCGUUUCCACCAGAUCCCCAACCCACUCAGGCAAAGACUGGAGGAGUAUUUUCAGCAUGCUUGGUCCUACACUAAUGGCAUUGACAUGAAUGCUGUGCUAAAGGGGUUCCCAGAGUGCCUACAAGCAGACAUCUGUUUGCAUCUGAAUCGUACACUGCUGCAGAACUGUAAAGCUUUCAAGGGCUCCACUAAAGGUUGCUUACGUGCUUUGGCUAUGAAGUUCAAGACAACACACGCUCCACCUGGAGACACCUUGGUCCACGCUGGUGAUGUCAUUUCAGCACUAUACUUCAUUUCUCGUGGCUCUAUUGAGAUCUUAAAGGGAGAUGUGGUAGUGGCCAUUUUGGGCAAGAAUGAUGUAUUCGGAGAGCCCAUUAACUUACAUGCGCGUCCUGGAAAGUCAAGUUCUGAUGUGAGAGCACUUACAUACUGUGACCUGCAUAAAAUCCACAGAGAAGACAUAGUGGAGGUCUUGGACAUGUAUCCAGAGUUCUCAGACUACUUCUGGAGCAACCUGGAGAUCACCUUCAACUUGAGAGAUACUAACACUAAAGCUAGGUCAAUGAGCAGUGACACUGAAGAUUCUGACCAUGGCUGUCUUGACCAUCACACACGAAGAGCAAAGCUGUUCUUCCAGUCGAAAAGAAACUCUAUCCCACAAGUAGCAGAUACAGAGAAAACUGAAGAAAAUCUCAAUAAGACGACUUUCAGAACUCAGAAUUCAAGCAAGCAGCACAAGGAUAGACAAGCUGCUCAUCAGGACUCAGACAUUUUUGCCUCCCAAUCCAGCAGUGAUGAAGAGGAAGAGACCCGACGGGCCACUGCGAUAGUAGACAGCUCUCAGAGCCGUAUCACUAGUGUCAGCAAUGCUAAUGGAGACAAGAACCACAACAGCAGCAACUCUUUCAAUGCACUGUCAGGUGCUCUUUCUGGGGUUUCUAACAUCUUCAGCUUCUGGGGGGACUGUCGUGGCCAUCAGUACCAGGAAGUACCCAGCCACAGCAUGUCCUUACCCUCAUCGUCGGUGCCCUCUAAUACUGUUCUGCACAGUGUUACCCAUCAUCAUUGCACUGAGGUAGAGAAUAGACUGGAAAUGAUGCAGAGACAGCUCCACCGAUUGGAGAAGCGCAUGUCAACAGACAUGGGGGCCAUAAUGCAGUUGCUUCAGAGGCAGAUGGUGCUGGUUCCACCAGCCUACAGCUCUGUGACGUCCCCUAUAGAAGCAUCUCUAAAUCCUCCCAAACCAGGCCAGAAAUUGGUGUAUCCUGUCAACCCUUUAGAGACAGAAACACCAGCCAUUCUCUCUGAGAUACUUGACCCCCACGACUUUGCUGGCAGUGCCAAAAAGUCCAGUGAAUGUCUGUUAGGCGCAAUGGAGCUCCAGCUCCUGGACUCUUCCUUACAGCCCUCCUCUGAGACUCCUUCUGGGGCUUAUACGGGACGAUGUCCACAUGGCAUGGGCCACAAUGCAACAAAUGUCCCUGAUUAUCUUCCAGCUCACACUGAUCACCAACAAACAGUCAUAGCUGAUCGAGGUAGUUAUAGUUUUUUGGAUGCAGAGCCUAUUGGAACUGUUCACCAUUCAGAGUCUGGACUGAGGUUAGAUUUGGAGUGUUCAAGACGCCUAUCACUGCCAGUGCAUCAUCAAGUAGAGGAUGAUUCCUCAAUCCAAAAAUGACAUGCCUCUAAUCCAGGGUGUUAAGAUUGAAACUUUUAUUCAGUAUCUCAGUGGAAAACAAUGCAUACAUCCUAAUGGGCCACAGCAAUGUUGGCAGGAUGUUUUGAAGUCCUUCUACUUCAGGUUCAUAUUAAUUACCUCUAACGUUGAGGCAUCAUUAAUGUCCCUGUAGUUUGGAAGAUUUGUGUUAGCUGGUCUAACGGUACUCGUUGUUUUUAUCUGCCUCUUUGCGAAAGUGUUUUCUCGUUAUUUUGAGGUGUGAAUGUAAUGAUUUCAUUAGCGUAUCAAUUUUUUUUAACAGUGUGGUUUUGUGUUGAAUUGAUUGUUUGUUUGGAAGUCUUGGACAUAUUGUAGCAAUACACUGGAAAGUCCUAUCAGAGUAUGAUUUAUUAGGGUUUUAAAUGGUCAUUUGAAAAUUUUAUCUCAGGUGGAGGAACCCGAAGCUCAUCUCUAGUAGCUGAAAUACCUCAUAGAGUGGGUGAUUCCAGGGAACACCGGUGAAUCCUGCUGAAUAACAUGCCCAUAGUUUACAUGACUGAAAGCAUGUGUUUAUAUCUUUCAAGGCCAUCCAUUGCACAGAAUUUUCCUUGAGAAUAUGUUAUCACUCUGAAUAUAUAAUCAUCAGUUUGGCCAAAGUGUCCAAAUGUGAUUUAGACUGUUUAUGAAUGAAAAUCCAUUUUGAUCAUAAUCCAUAUUAUUAGUGCAGUUAGUGUUGAAAUAUACAUAUAUAUAACACAUAAUAUCAGUUAGCACUGGUUCAUGCCAAACAUAUCCAGUAGUAAGCCAUACUAUAAAUGUGAAAGAUAUUAAUAGGGAAUGUGGUUUAUAGAAAGAGUAUAGCUUGCAAUGUUAAUAUGUAUUAUAGCUUGUAAUUUAUAGCAAAUUUAAGUAGGAAUAUUUAUUGUUAGCAUACUAUAAAUUGAUUAUUGUGCAGGUUCUUUCUCUUAUUAACUUAUAAUCAACUCAACACUGAAUAAAUUAAUUAACAUAA
Molecule: messenger RNA, 3814 nt
Organism: Carassius carassius (crucian carp)
Lineage: Eukaryota; Metazoa; Chordata; Actinopteri; Cypriniformes; Cyprinidae
Product: potassium voltage-gated channel subfamily H member 2-like
Exons: 10
Coding region: 199-2823 (874 amino acids)
Biological process (GO): regulation of heart rate by cardiac conduction; potassium ion transmembrane transport; membrane repolarization during action potential
Cellular component (GO): membrane
Molecular function (GO): inward rectifier potassium channel activity
Source: RefSeq, a predicted model, not a curated record